Molecule: messenger RNA, 2486 nt
Organism: Rhipicephalus sanguineus (brown dog tick)
Lineage: Eukaryota; Metazoa; Arthropoda; Arachnida; Ixodida; Ixodidae
Product: gastric triacylglycerol lipase
Exons: 9
Coding region: 121-1365 (414 amino acids)
Biological process (GO): lipid metabolic process
Molecular function (GO): hydrolase activity, acting on ester bonds
Source: RefSeq, a predicted model, not a curated record
ACUCGCUGACGCUCUCCUUGUGUUUUCUAUUCCACGCCACGCUACCAGUCGCGUCGAACGAGUAUAUGUGUGAGUCGCGCCGUCGUAGUCGACAGUGACUUGUGAGCAGUGUCGACGAAGAUGGUGUCACCGAGUACGGCCAUAUCUCGGCUCAUCCCGAGCCUCCUGCUUGGGACCGUGAGAACGGCUCUGGACUUUCCUGCCGAGAUGGCAAAUUUUUACACCGGAGGGGACCCGGACCAAUGCAGCGGAAUUGAACAACUGAUUCGAAGCAAGGGUUACCCUUUCGAACGCCACAAUGUGAUCACGAGCGACGGCUAUAUCAUCGAGAUGCAUCGGAUACCUCACGGAAGGGAACCCUGCAAGGAACCGUGCCACAGACAACCCAUCCUCCUUAUGAGUGGUCUCCUCGGUGACUCUUCGAAUUACGUGCUGGACUUUCCGAAGCAGUCACUCGGUUACGUUCUGGCGGACCACAAAUACGAUGUCUGGAUGGGAAACGUGCGAGGUAACACGUACGGCAAGCGUCACAAGAAAUUCAAUGCACGUUCGCGAAGAUUCUGGAACUUUUCGUUUCACGAACACUCGAAGUACGACCUGCCGGCUCAGAUCGACUACGUCCUCAAGAACACGAGCCGGACAGACCUCCUCUACCUGGGCCUCUCGCAGGGCACGCUCAUGUUCUUCACCAUGAUGUCCGAGAAGCCAAAGUACAACGACAAGGUGAAAGCAUUUGCGGGCCUGGCACCGUUCAACAAGCUGUCGCACAUGGAUGUGGAUGCUCUCGCCAUGCUGGUGCCUCUUGCAGACCAUAUUACGCGUAUGGCCAUUACCCUUGGCCAUUACGAGAUCAUGCCCCAAGGGUUCCCUAUGCUGCCACUGUUCCGAACAUUCUGCGCCCUGCCAACGAGAGCGGUGUGUUCCUUCCUGGGCGACGGCUUGACCAACCUGGGCAGCAAGUACAUGAACGAGUCUCGAAUACCGGUGUACCUCUGUUACCUGCCUGCGGGGACUUCACUGAAGAAUAUCGUUCACUUUUCACAGCUCAUCAAGUCUAAGAAGGCUACCAAGUUUGACUACGGUCCAGAAGAUAAUAAAAUAUAUUACGGCCAGGAAGAGCCCCCAGAGUACAAGUUGAGCAACGUUAAGACUGACGUUGGAAUCUUCUGGAGUCGUGGCGAUCAAUUUGUGCCACCUGCCAACGUGCGGGAGCUCAUCAAGGACCUCGGACCAUUGGUCAAGAAGAACCACUUUAUCGACGACCCGUACUACACGCACUUACACUUCGCCAUGGCGCUAAACAACCCCAGAUUGUUGUAUAAGGACUUGCUCGAGUUCUUGGAUCAAUACGCGACGUCAUCUUGAGUAUGCGUGCUGUAGCAGUGCAUAUAGGGCUUGAAGAACAGUGUGGAAGGCGUACCGCAUGCUUCGUGUGGAAGCUUGGCGGCAUCUUUCCUAUCCAAUGACUAUAUGCCUAACAGUAUGUUAUGUACAAUAUACUCUGUGUUGCCUAAUCGUUUAGCAGGUGUAUUCUUAUAGGAUGUGGGCUGAUACACCGGAAUCUAGACAGCCUCCUUUCAUUACUGGCAUUCGCGGCGAAAAUAUAGUGCGGUGCAAAUGAAGGAAUGACAUAGGUGUACAUCACGUAAUUCGGUGCAACAUAGUGUAUCAUACUGUUAUAUUGCAAAAUACGCAAACAUGAUAGAGGAGGUGUAAUAUUUCAAUAUGUUGGCCACAGAACCAGCGGAAUGAUACCCUCCUGCUACAACGGUCACAACGCAGCACUCACGCUUGCCAAAAGCAAAGCAUACCACUUUUUAUGCUACCAGCAUAAGAAUGUUCCAUUAAUGUCUUGUUCGUAGCAGCCUUUUGGUCGAAGAGUUAUAGUUGCAAUACAUAAGGUAGGGAUUACCUAUUAAAAAGCGCACUGUGAAAUUCGCGUAGCAAACGUGAUAGUUUUUGAAGGCACUACAUCAGUACACUAAAGAAAAUCGGUUGUGCCACAGUUAGCCUCUGUCAAUAUUCAUGUUACGAUUCCUGUUAAUAUGUAUGAUGCACAUAACAGAUGUUUCCAUCACUCGUAUUUCUGAGUUGAAAGCGUUUCCCCCCUAUAAAGUUAGCCUUCUUUCGUGCGCUAGCAAACGCAGACCUACUUCAGUAGCUAAGGGCUGCAUGCUAAGUAUGAAGCGGAUAAGAAGUGCAUCACAGUUGUCUAGAAAAUCACCUUGAGACUUGCCCCUGAAAUAAGUUGUACCUAUAUGUUAUUAUAAAUAGUGAUUUUUGUAGAUUGCAAAAUGCUUAGUCUCAGAAUGUAUGUACUUUUGUAUAUAGUGUAGUUUGUAACGCAGUUACAUGUGUAAAAAAAGCUUGUAAGUUGUUUAUGUCAUGUAUUAAGGUGCACACACGUCUCGACGAUGUAAUGACCUUGGUAGUUUCUGGUUCUACUCUUUUUACACGUGUAUUUGUUUCCGAAGAAGCAUAAAAUU